Messenger RNA from Prionailurus viverrinus (fishing cat), 4221 nucleotides. It is a transcript of the gene MDGA2, whose product is annotated as MAM domain containing glycosylphosphatidylinositol anchor 2. Gene Ontology annotation, biological process: homophilic cell-cell adhesion. The coding region runs from base 480 to 3557 and encodes 1025 amino acids. The record is from RefSeq and is a predicted model, not a curated record. Gene Ontology annotation, molecular function: protein binding. Lineage: Eukaryota; Metazoa; Chordata; Mammalia; Carnivora; Felidae. Gene Ontology annotation, cellular component: plasma membrane. The transcript is spliced from 17 exons.
UUGGCGUUGCAAUGGCAACUGAUGGAAUGGGGGAAGGCAAGACAGCAGGGCUGGGGGCUCCGGACUGCGGGCGGGCGGGCCGCUGCCGCCGCUUGACGCUCCUCCGGGGACCUUCGCGAGUUACUUUGUAAAGGCGAAUCCAGGCGAGGAAGCCCCUGCUCCGUGCCGCGAGUCAGAGGCCACUUCCUGCUCCGUGGCUGCCCGCGUCAGGCUUGCAGCGCUCGGCACCCCCGGCCCCUGGCCCGCGCCCGCCGCCAGCCCAGCGCGCCGCCGCCGCCGUCGCUGCGGAGACUCGAGCCCGGUACCCUGAAGAAGACUUCGCCUCCCGGUCCCCUUCCCAUCACGCCCCCUGCUCCUCCCCGGCGCCUGCGAUUUUCCCAGGCGCCCGGUGUGAGUGCUGCGUGCGUGUGAGUGUGUGUCGGGGUAUUGUGUUGUGGGAGUGUGUGCGUGUGUGUGUGUGUGUGUGUGUGUGUGUGUGCAUGAGUGUGGGGUGUGCGGGGCUCCUGCGCUCCGCUCACGGCCGCCGCCGGAGAAGGACAGACGGACGGCGCUUCCUUCUUCGGCGAGCGGUUCCUGGGCACCUCGGCUCGGCCCGGGCGCGAGUGGAGCGCGCUCGGCUGGCCGCCGGCCUCCGGAAGGUCCCGCUGCAUCCCCCCUGGGCUGGAUAUGUUCAUGUUCACGUGAAGAUGGAUUUAGUGUACGGUCUCGUGUGGCUGCUGACAGUCCUCCUGGAAGGGAUCUCUGGCCAAGGAGUAUACGCUCCCCCAACGGUUCGUAUUGUGCAUUCAGGCUUGGCCUGUAACAUUGAGGAGGAGCGCUACUCCGAAAGGGUCUAUACUAUACGGGAAGGAGAAACCCUAGAACUGACCUGUCUGGUCACAGGACAUCCACGUCCACAGAUCAGGUGGACCAAAACAGCAGGAAGUGCCUCUGACAGAUUCCAAGACUCAAGUGUCUUCAAUGAGACUUUGAGGAUUACAAAUAUUCAGCGACACCAAGGAGGCCGGUAUUACUGUAAAGCAGAGAAUGGCUUGGGGUCCCCGGCGAUAAAGUCAAUCAGAGUGGAUGUGUACUAUUUGGAUGACCCAGUAGUAACUGUUCAUCAAAGUAUAGGUGAAGCUAAAGAACAAUUUUACUAUGAGAGAACAGUGUUCCUCCGGUGUGUUGCCAGUUCCAAUCCACCUGUACGGUACAGCUGGAGACGUGGUCAGGAGGUGUUACUACAAGGAUCUGAUAAAGGAGUUGAGAUUUACGAACCCUUCUUUACCCAGGGUGAAACCAAGAUCUUAAAACUAAAGAAUCUUCGACCUCAGGACUAUGCUAAUUAUAGCUGCAUUGCUUCAGUGAGGAAUGUAUGUAAUAUUCCUGAUAAGAUGGUGUCAUUUAGACUUUCCAACAAAACAGCAUCUCCGUCAAUUAAACUCUUGGUGGAUGACCCUAUAGUUGUAAAUCCUGGAGAGGCCAUAACAUUAGUAUGUGUUACGACAGGAGGAGAGCCUGUGCCCACUCUCACCUGGGUCAGGUCCUUUGGGACUCUGCCUGAAAAGACAGUUUUGAAUGGAGGAACGUUGACCAUACCUGCCAUCACCUCAGAAGAUGCCGGUACUUACAGCUGCAUCGCCAAUAAUAAUGUGGGAAACCCUGCAAAAAAGUCCACCAACAUCAUUGUGAGAGCAUUAAAAAAAGGACGAUUUUGGAUCACACCAGAUCCUUAUCACAAAGAUGACAACAUCCAGAUUGGGCGUGAGGUGAAAAUAUCUUGCCAAGUAGAAGCUGUUCCUUCUGAGGAGUUAACAUUUAGUUGGUUUAAAAAUGGUCGUCCAUUGAGAAGUUCUGAGCGGAUGGUUAUUACGCAGACUGAUCCGGAUGUCUCCCCGGGAACGACAAACUUGGACAUCAUUGAUUUAAAAUUCACGGAUUUUGGGACAUACACAUGUGUAGCAUCUCUGAAGGGAGGAGGAAUAUCUGAUAUCAGUAUUGAUGUUAAUAUAUCCAGCAGCACAGUUCCACCCAAUCUGACUGUUCCACAGGAAAAAUCACCUCUGGUCACCAGAGAAGGGGACACAAUAGAACUGCAGUGUCAAGUAACUGGAAAACCUAAACCCAUCAUCCUCUGGUCUAGAGCGGAUAAAGAAGUUGCAAUGCCUGAUGGGUCAAUGCAAAUGGAGAGUUAUGAUGGAACACUGAGAAUUGUGAAUGUAUCUAGAGAAAUGUCAGGAAUGUACAGGUGUCAGACCAGCCAGUACAAUGGAUUUAACGUGAAACCAAGAGAAGCCUUGGUGCAGCUCAUCGUGCAAUAUCCUCCUGCUGUGGAGCCAGCGUUCCUAGAAAUUCGGCAAGGACAAGACCGAAGUGUUACUAUGAGCUGCCGGGUCCUGAGAGCCUAUCCAAUACGGGUGCUGACCUAUGAGUGGCGCUUGGGCAAUAAAUUAUUACGGACGGGUCAGUUUGACUCUCAAGAGUAUACAGAAUACCCGGUGAAGAGUCUUUCCAAUGAAAACUAUGGGGUUUAUAAUUGUAGCAUCAUUAAUGAAGCUGGAGCUGGGAGAUGCAGCUUUCUUGUUACAGGAAAGGCCUAUGCUCCAGAAUUCUAUUAUGAUACCUACAAUCCUGUGUGGCAGAACAGACACCGUGUUUAUUCUUACAGUCUACAGUGGACACAAAUGAAUCCUGAUGCAGUAGAUCGGAUUGUUGCAUACCGGUUGGGUAUUAGGCAGGCUGGACAGCAGCGUUGGUGGGAACAGGAGAUUAAAAUAAAUGGAAAUAUUCAAAAGGGAGAACUAAUUACAUAUAACUUGACUGAGCUAAUUAAACCAGAGGCUUAUGAAGUCCGACUAACUCCUCUCACCAAAUUUGGUGAAGGAGAUUCAACAAUCCGUGUCAUCAAAUAUAGUGCUCCUGUUAAUCCUCAUUUGAGAGAAUUUCACUGUGGAUUUGAAGAUGGUAACAUUUGUUUAUUCACCCAAGAUGAUACAGAUAAUUUUGACUGGACAAAGCAAAGUACUGCAACGAGAAAUACAAAAUACACUCCAAACACAGGACCGAAUGCUGAUCGUAGUGGCUCUAAAGAAGGUUUUUAUAUGUACAUUGAGACAUCUCGACCCAGACUGGAAGGUGAAAAGGCCCGACUUCUCAGCCCUGUUUUCAGCAUAGCUCCUAAAAACCCUUAUGGCCCCACGAACACUGCAUAUUGUUUCAGCUUCUUUUAUCACAUGUAUGGACAACAUAUAGGUGUCCUAAAUGUUUAUCUGCGUUUGAAAGGGCAGACAACCAUAGAGAAUCCACUGUGGUCUUCAAGUGGGAAUAAAGGACAACGGUGGAAUGAGGCUCAUGUUAAUAUAUAUCCAAUUACUUCAUUUCAGCUCAUUUUUGAAGGUAUUCGAGGUCCUGGCAUAGAAGGUGACAUUGCCAUUGAUGAUGUAUCAAUUGCAGAAGGAGAAUGUGCAAAACAAGACCUAACGACUAAGAAUUCUGUUGAUGGUGCUGUUGGAAUUUUAGUACAUCUGUGGCUUUUCCCGGUCAUCGUCCUCAUCUCUAUCUUAAGUCCUCGAAGGUGACCUUAUCCUGGCAGAGGCUAUAAAAGAUUCACCAGGCACUGGCAUGAAGAAAGAGUCUUUGUAAAUGGACAUUGAAAAAACAAACUACCAAAGAUUCCUCCACUGACUACUGACUCAAACAUAAAAUAAUAAAAACGAAUUUUUUAAAGCACUGGGGAUAAAAAAGACAUCAUGGAAGUAUAACUUAUUCCAAACUACAUAUAAAAGAUAAUCUUGACCUGAGUAGAGAAGAGACCUUCAGGUGCUUUUGUGGCUAAAAAGAUUACAGCAUCAUCUGGUCAUCUGGUUGAACUCUGGAAAAAAAAAAAAAAAAAAAGCUAUAGAAAUCCUUGUCAAAGCACAAAGUCAUGGCUGGUUUUGUUUCAAAUGAAUAGUUUGCUUGUUACCAUGGAAACCUAAUGGCCUGCCAACAAAAACCUCACUGUAAACAGGGUACGUGAAAAGCUGGCAUUUAUUUUCCUUUCAAGAAGGUUUUACAUAGAGAAUUAAAUAAAUGUAGGCCCUUUUACCUUUGGUUGUUACCCUUCCUUGAAAAUAACCCGAACUCAGAAUUAUUUAAAACAUUCAUGCUCCUCCCCACCUGUCCCCAUCCCACCUUUCUUGUUAUUAUUUGUUUUCCUCCCAUGGCUAAGCUAGAUAACUGUAUGCUGUCUCUUUUUGCAUG